This is a messenger RNA of Lolium rigidum, 1122 nucleotides long. Its product is annotated as fe(2+) transport protein 1-like. The coding region runs from base 1 to 1122 and encodes 373 amino acids. NCBI's taxonomy places the organism in Eukaryota, Viridiplantae, Streptophyta, Magnoliopsida, Poales, Poaceae. Gene Ontology annotation, biological process: zinc ion transmembrane transport. Gene Ontology annotation, molecular function: zinc ion transmembrane transporter activity. The record is from RefSeq and is a predicted model, not a curated record. Gene Ontology annotation, cellular component: plasma membrane. The transcript has 2 exons.
AUGGCGCCGCCGUCCCAAGCCCGUGCGCUGGCCCUCCUGAUUGUCAUCGUCUGCUCCUCCUCUCCCCUCCUCUCCCACGCGCAGAAGGCGCCCGAGGCCGGCCUGUGCGCCGACCCGGCGGCGGCGCCCGACGCAUGCCACAACGUGCCCAAGGCGCGGCGUCUCAAGCUCAUCGCCAUCCCGACCAUCCUGUUCUCGAGCGUGGUCGGCGUGUGCCUGCCGCUCCUCGCCAAGUCCGUGCCGGCGCUGCAGCCCGACCGCAGCCUCUUCUCCGUCGUCAAGGCCUUCGCGUCGGGGGUCAUCCUCGGCACCGGAUACAUGCACGUGCUGCCGGACUCCUUCAACAGCCUCUCCUCCCCCUGCCUCCCCGUGAAGCCAUGGGGAGAGUUCCCCUUCACCGCCUUCGUUGCCAUGCUCGCCGCCCUGUUCACGCUCAUGGUCGACUCGCUCAUGCUCACCUUCUACAACCGGAACAAGGGUGGCGCCGGCCGUGGUAGUACCGCCGCAGUCGCCGACCACGAGAGCCCGGAGCAGAGCCCGGAGCAGGGAGGAAACUGGCACGGACAUGGGCAUGGACAUGGCCACGGCCACGGCAUGGCGUUGGCCAAGCCCGACGACGCAGAGGCCGGCCAGAUGCAGCUGCGACGGAACCGCGUUGUCGUUCAGGUUCUAGAGAUGGGCAUCGUGGUGCACUCGGUGGUGAUCGGGCUGGGCAUGGGGGCGUCGCAGAGCGUGUGCACCAUCCGGCCGCUGGUGGCGGCCAUGUGCUUCCACCAGAUGUUCGAGGGCAUGGGCCUCGGCGGCUGCAUCCUCCAGGCCGAGUACGGCGCCAGGAUGAAGUCCGGCCUCGUCUUCUUCUUCUCCACCACCACGCCCUUCGGGAUCGCGCUCGGCCUGGCGCUCACCAAGGUGUACAGGGACAACAGCCCCACCGCCCUCAUCGUCGUCGGCCUGCUCAACGCCGUCUCCGCCGGCCUGCUCCACUACAUGGCCCUCGUCGAGCUCCUAGCCGCCGAGUUCAUGGGGCCCAAGCUGCAGGCCAGCGUCAGGCUCCAGCUCGUCUGCUUCCUCCCCGUCCUCCUCGGCGCCGGCGGCAUGUCCGUCAUGGCCAAGUGGGCGUAA